This is a messenger RNA of Urocitellus parryii (Arctic ground squirrel), 267 nucleotides long. It is a transcript of the gene Acbd7, whose product is annotated as acyl-CoA binding domain containing 7. Gene Ontology annotation, biological process: fatty acid metabolic process. Gene Ontology annotation, molecular function: fatty-acyl-CoA binding. The record is from RefSeq and is a predicted model, not a curated record. Lineage: Eukaryota; Metazoa; Chordata; Mammalia; Rodentia; Sciuridae.
AUGUCUCUGCAGGCAGAUUUUGACAGGGCCACAGAAGAUGUGAAGAAGCUGAAAGCAAGACCGGAGGAUGAAGAAUUGAAGGAAAUCUAUGGCCUUUACAAGCAAGCUGUCAUUGGAGACAUUGAUAUCGUAUGUCCAGCACUGUUGGAUGUCAAAGGCAGGGCGAAGUGGGAAGCAUGGAGCCUCCAAAAAGGGUUGUCCAAGGAGGAUGCCAUGAGUGCCUAUAUUUCUAAAGCAAAAGAGCUGAUYGAAAAAUAUGGAAUUUAG